CGGACUUCGGAGUUCGUGCCCGUGCGUGCCGUAAAUAAAAGCUUAGGCUACCUAAUAAAGCAAUGCAUCGCACCGGUCCCUCCUUCCUUAGUUAAAGAUGGAAGAUGUACGUAUGGUUGUACAGGAGGAAGGACGAGCAGCCAGGAAUUUGAUUGCAUUUCAUGUAGACUUAGCAGCCCCUUCUGCAGGCAAGACCAUGAGUCGGAAACCCCCAUCUUCGCCUCGUCUUCUCAACGAAACCAGGCUGCCCAAGAGGUCAACACUGGUGACCAAGACUGGCUCAAGGGUUCGCUCGGCUUCCACAGGCAGAGAUAAGAAGUCAGAGAUGCAGGCAAGAUACUGGGCUCUGCUGUUUGACAACUUGAAACGAGCUGUGGACGAAAUCUACGAGAAAUGUGAGAGGGACGAGAGUGUAUCUGAAUGCAAGGAGGUGAUUUUUUAUUUAGAAAAUUACAAAAGAGAUUUUGAGAAAUUAUCAGAGUGGAUACUUUUAUAUUCAGACUAUGAAAAUACUCCUCCACCGCAGCGACCUACAUCUCUAGCAUGGGAAGUCAGGAAAUCUUCCCCUAGCAAGCCAAAGUCUCAGUCUCAAAUUGAUCAUAUUCUUCAAAAUGAUAAAAGUCCUGUAAGGAAACAUCUAGACUUUUUUUCUGAUGUGAAACUAUCAAGUGCGGAAGAAUGCUUUAAGAAAGAUUUCACUCUAGAAAAUGAACUAUACAAUAAGUACGGUCUCAGUUUUGGCGACUUGGAAGAACAUCUGCAAACAGUUACCGAGGUUUCAAACCUCAACCAAAACACAGUCAAACUUCCAGGCAGAGUAGAAGAGAAUGACAAAGAGAAUAUUCCGCUUAUGAGUAAUGGCGAUGAGAGCUGCAAACCGGUGGAAAUAGCUUUGAGCAAUCAAUCUUCUCAGACUGAGGAGUCUUUACAUAACUCCAACAUCUUGUUGAGAUCAGUUGCUAGAAAAGCACCACCUCCAGCUAAGACAGUUGCAGCAUCUGCUGGUAAAAACUUGACUCUUUCUCCUUUGUCUAUCAAUAAAACUGUGACAGGGCCUUUAAAAAAGACCACACCAAUAUCUCCCACAACCACAAUUCCUCCGAGAGCAGUUCCUGGAAGUAACAUGGCAGCUGUUACUUUUGUUCCCAGCAAAAGACUAGGUCCAACUUGUCAAGCUAAAGUAAAUUCCAAUCUUAACAGAAGCACCAACAAUUUGAGCAAAACCAACAUUCCCCAACAAUCAGACAACAUGUUGAACUCAAACAAACUCACAGAUCAAGUUAAAGUUGCCUCCAACAAUUUAUCGACUGAUAAGAAUGUUAUUAAUGCACAGUCAUCUUCAAACAAUGUCGCAGACAGCCAAAGUUUGAUAAAUGUGAAUGAUAGCUUAAACAAAGUAGACUCUGUAAAAGUUGCAUCUAAGAGUUGUGGUACUGAAAACCCACUUGUAAAUGGGACCAAGACAGCCCAAACUGGCCCAGAGAGAAUUGGCCCAGGUGGAGGAGUCAGUGUAACCUUGACAAUCAAAGAAGGUGAAACUAAAAAUGAUGUAAAGUUGACUCAAUGUGAUUCACAACUCAAAGAUACUCGGGUUCUUAGUUCAAAUAGUAAAACUCUGGACUCUAAAGAUACAAAGACGGUUGAAAAAUCUGCUAGUAAAGAGUUGCCUAUUAGUAAAGUAAUUGAUAAUCAGAAAGUCACAAGUUGUAACAAGCCUGCCAAACCGAUGAAAGUAGAACAAGCUUCCCAAACAGAUCUUUCUCAUCUAGCAGACAUGGCAGCUGCCAAACAAUUGGCUAAGGCCUCUACUUUGGUGAGGAAUAAGACGGCUCCUAACAUCAUCAGAAGACCAAAUGAAUCUCCAGCUUUGAAUGAUCCUGUUACAGAUCCAUCAAAACCUGCAAAAAAUAUUGCAGUAAAUCUACUGAGACCUGCAGUAAAAAAACCAACAAGUGCUACUGAUGCAAUCGGUGAAAAAACUACCCUUGAAAAGCAAACCUUAGAGAACGGUUCUAAGCCUGCAUGUGCUCUCAAAAAGCAAGCUAUUACUCCAGGAGCCAAGGUUGAGAAACCAGUCACUGAAAAACAGACAGUUGAAAAGUUAGAAGAUGAAUCCGUCCUCGAGAAAGUGAUUAUUACCAAUGAUGAUUUUCCUCCUCUAAAAAGUAGGGCACAAAUCGAUUCUGAAAAAAUAUUGAAAGAAAAAAAAUUAUGUGAGAAAGCGUUGAGUGAAAAAAUUGAAAAUAAUAGAGCUACUAGUAAUAAGCCUGCCUUUGCUAAUGGAAAUUUGGAGAAGAAAGGAAUUGGAAAAUUGACAAGUGAAAAGUCUACAAGCACAAGACCUGUUUUUGAAUGCAUUCCCAAAGAAAAACCAGCAAGUGAAAAAUUAUCAGAUGUAAAAAGUGAUAAAGAUACUAACACAAAGCUUAUCAAUGUAUCCAAAGUGUAUCGAAGCAAUACUGCCAUAGAAUUGAGACCAAGACCAGCUCGUAACAGAACUGUUACUUCUGCUGGGAAACCUCUGAUCAACGAGAAACAGAUGGCAGGCAAGAAAGCUGUCGAAAGUAGAGUCCCUACAAAACCAUCAAGUGAUAAAACUUCUAACUUAAAACCUACCAGCUCACGUACACCAGCUGCUCCUAAAAUAUAUCGUAGCAGUACCUCCAUAGAGUUAAGGCCGAGGGUUUCAUUCAAUAGAAAUGUGGCAAGUGCUACUGUCAAAUCUGACAAUCGAGUAAAUCAGAUGUCCAAAGUUAAUGGCCCAAAUUCUGUGGAGAGGAAUCCAUCCUUGUUGAAAAAAGCAAAGGCUAUGUUUAAAAGCGAACAAAAUCUUCAAAAGAAAAGCAGUAUUGAUGAAGACGGGUGGGAAACCGUGAAGUGCAGAAGUAGGUGGAAGUUGCCACAGAGUCCCGGCAACUUAAAGGCUCAACCUCCCAACUCUCGCUUCCAUCUACCGAGCCCAGCUACGUCCUUACCUUCAAUAGCCCUUGCGACUGACCCCAAGCCAGCUAAACUGCACAAAGAACAACAAAACCAGGAAAUCGCUAAAGCCAAUCGCUUGGCUUUGAAAAAACAGGUGCAAUCUACUCCGAAACAAAAUGUUAAAAACGAGAAAAGCGAUUCUCUGUCAGGGAAGAAGAAGGGAAAGGAAGAUGAGGUUGAGAUAAAACCUGUAACGAGUGGGCGAAAAAAAGUAUCCAUUGAUAGAGUGAAGGAUGUGAUGAAGAUGUUGAAUGGGGAGAAACUAGAUGGAAAUUGCAAGAUUGACAAGUUGAUAGACAUUUUGUCAUCAGAAGAUGAAAGAAUGAAUGAAGAAGAAAUCAGGAAGAGCAGAGAACUGGACGAGAAAGAGAAGAAACUAAAUCAGGAAAUACAGGAUUUGGAAGAUGCUGAAAUUGAGGUUGAUACGGAAACAGAUGAUGCAGAAACAGAUGGAGAAAUGAACACUGGGAAUGAAGAAGACGUGACCAACUGUAGAAUAAACGCUAUCAAAGCUUCUUAUGAAGAGUUCAUUAAAGGUAAAGAUCUUUCCUGGUUGGAUCAAAUGGAUACCAUGGACAAAAUUGAAAAACUAAGUGACUCAUCAACAAAAGAUAUUCCAUAUGACGAGCGUAUAUCCACUCUAGAGCAGUUGGAGGAGUUGGUGGGUCGUCAUCCUGGUCGUGCGUUGGAACUGCACCAGAAACUAUCGUCUCCAUCUCGCCGUCGCCACACUCCUGACACCAUCCAGCGUCACAGAGAGCGGCAGGAGUCUGCUCAGCUGAAACGAGAACAGCUGCUACAAGACAAAUCCAACAAGAUAAGGGAGUUACUGAACAAGGUAGAAGAGGUGCAGAAGCAGCAGGCCCAGUUGAAGGAAGACCGCAGGAAGCGUAUAGCGGAGAAGUUGAAAAAAGCAGAGGAGAACAGAGCCCUGCACAUCCGCAAUAUCCAACGCAAGGCUCAUGAUGAGGAGGAGAAAUUGAAGGAAAUCGCUUUCAUCAACAACCUGGAGGCCCAGAACAAGCGACAUGACUUCAUAGCCUCGUGUCAGGAAAAAGAAGGGAGAUUGCAAGGUAUUCAUGAUGUACGGCAACGCAAACAAGAGGAGAAAGCAGCAAAAGAAGCUGCAGUAGAAGAGAGAAGAAGACUGCUUGAGGCUGAGAGACAAGAAAAAAUAGAGAAGAUGCAGGAGAAGCGGCGCAAAAGAGAAGAAAGAAUUGGACGUGAACAGCAAGAAAAAGAGAAAGAACGACAGGAGUUGGCUCGUGAAAAGGCAAGAGACCACCAAGAGCGCAGACAAGCGCUACAGGCGACCCAGCAGGCAAACACUGAAGAGUUGCAGAAGAAAAUACAACAGAAGCAGGUAGACUCUGCGAGGCGACAUGAGGAGAACAUUGAGCACAUUCGCCAACGGGCCUUGGAGUGUGGAGCACUAAGAGCUGGGGCAGACGACGAGGCACCUCCACACACACCUUACGACACAUGCAAGCUGUGUACUAGGUGUAAUGUACUGAUGGAGUCUGAGGUUUAUCUGUUGAGUCACCUGAGAGGCAAAGCCCACCAAGAAGCAGUCAAAGACCUCAAAGAUGACUCGGAGCCUGUUAUCAUAGACGCUCCGCCAGACAAGAUGGACGCCAAACUGGCGCAACACAGGGAGAGACAGAAAUCUCUGCGCAAACGGUGCAAGAAGAUCCGCUCUCGCAUGGCGCAAAGGGGUGAAGAGUAUCUCUCCUCUUUGUCAUCCGAGGGACCCAAGAAGCUGGAGAGCCCUAACAAGAUGAGGCUAUCGAAGUGCUUACGUAAUGUGGACAAGCUGCACUCUAGCCAAGGCCAGGGACAAUGGCCUGAUAACUCUAUCACUCUGCUAGAGCGCAACCUGGCGGAGACUGUGCGCAUGCUGGAGAAACAGAUCGAACAAGACCAAAUAGUGUUUAAGGAACUGAAUGGGUUCACAACGCUUUCAAAUAUUCUAAAUUUGGCUCUGGACAUACCGAAGAACAUGAGCCCCUACUUGCCUCCCAAAUGUUUUCUCACCACUUGUACCGUCUACUCUCUUGCUUGUAUCAAUCAUCCUGAGAACUCGAGGUUUGUCAUAUUCUCCAAUAAGAUCGCCCUCGUACUAGAUCUCCUGCUCAAUCGGCUCAAUGCUCUAAUCACAGAUGAUUACAAAACGGCCAACAAAUCCUCAUCAAACUUACCGGUUGAUCUUGUGGCAGGAGCCCUGAUGAAGUUGUUUGCUGAUGUUUUGUACAACUCUCAACUGGAUGUGCCUGUUGAUGUACCAGAUAUGGGUCCUAGACUGCAGGAUAUCAUCAGCUACACCGUGUCCGUGGGAGUGGUAGACAAGUUGGCCCUGUACUGUAGUAGUGUCAGAGACUCUGUAGAAGACAACAUGCCAGCGUCACAGUUCCUUCACAGCGCCAUCCGACUGCUCACCAUGCUAGCUCAGGCCAAGUGCCCUCUAGUGAAGGGAGACCCCACUCAGCUAGUGGCCACUCUGAGGGUAACAGAGCUGGUGGGAGGAGUGUCUAUGAUGUAUGGCAUGUUGCUACAUCAAGGUGCCCCACUCUCUUCUCCCCCAGCACUAUCACAGAAGACUGUGUGGCUCACACAGGCAACACUUCACCUGCUCAAAGCUGUGGCUCAAUUGGAUCUGAACAUGUUCCAGAGUGUGCUGGGAGCCGAAGGUAUUUCACUGCAGCUUCGUCACAUUGCCAGCUACCUGUUGUGGUACUGCUGUCACCCCAGGGCUGAGGACAAUGUUAGUCAGGAGGACUGGCUAGACUCUACCAGGGAAUUGCUUCACCAGGUCAUCGAGGUCGUUGGAUACUUCGCAGUCAACCAUUACGACAACCAGAUGAUGCUACAGUCGGGUCACAUGCCUACCGUGAUGCAGCAACUGUGCAGUUUACCCUUCAGUUACUACACUGACCCCUCACUGUCCUGUCAUCUACUGCCUACACUACUGGCCUGUUGUCAUGGCAACCUGGAGAACAAGGCUAUACUGGAACAGGAGCUCUCCUACCAGCUCGUAGAAGACUGUAGACAUUCUGAAGCCACCAAAGCCAACCCUUUGGUUCAGCUUGUGAAAUAAGUCAAUGACCUCUGUAAAGGUGGCUUACUAACCCGUUUUUGAUAAACCACGGGUUGUACUUAUAAGGCUGUGUAUUGCAAGACAGCAAUUGCAAUUAUUUAUUUUUCUAGUCUUUUUUUAUUGUAUUUUUGUUAUUGGAAAACUUUUUUACCUCUUGUUAGUAUUAUUAAUUGUAUUCAUACCUCAAAGUUAGCUGCAAUAAAAUUUAUAAGCAACCUGCAUUCAUAAGAACAGCAUUGCACGCUGCUUUGAGUUUGUUCUGUCUUUUUAUACUUCCUUUAACUUAACUAACCACAGCAAACUGUAUGAGUUUUGGAGAAUGCUGUCAAGGCAUGGAAAGUAAAAGAAAAAUACUAUUUAAUAUAUAUUACUCAUUUUCAAUAGAUUUUGCAUACAACCAUUAUUUAAAGAUAUAAGGUUUUGUUUUUGUUUUAGUCAAUGGUGUUAAUUAGGUUUGUUACUUUUGCACAUCACUUCAAAUAUACAGGGUGGUAAAAAAGUCCCAGGACAGUUAAAUAUU
Messenger RNA from Macrosteles quadrilineatus (aster leafhopper), 6596 nucleotides. RefSeq names its product S phase cyclin A-associated protein in the endoplasmic reticulum (gene ssp3). The transcript has 28 exons. The record is from RefSeq and is a predicted model, not a curated record. The coding region runs from base 98 to 6076 and encodes 1992 amino acids. NCBI's taxonomy places the organism in Eukaryota, Metazoa, Arthropoda, Insecta, Hemiptera, Cicadellidae.